Molecule: messenger RNA, 927 nt
Organism: Cetraspora pellucida
Lineage: Eukaryota; Fungi; Glomeromycota; Glomeromycetes; Diversisporales; Gigasporaceae
Source: the annotation of a GenBank genome assembly
AAAGGUGGCCCUUCAAAUCAUCGGGGUCUGUUUACAAUUCUUACAAAACAUAAGGAAAACCAACUUGUUAGAUAUUGCAUAAACAUGCAACAGCUUGGAUUUGGUUUAACUAAAUCUGGAGUAAACCAUUGCAUAAUGGAAAUAAUUCACUACAAUAAACAACUAUAUCUAUUCGGAGAUAAAGGACCAUUUAAUAAACUUAAACAAAUAAUUAACAAAAAUUCACUUACAGCAACACAAAUUUGGAAUAUGGAUGAAACUGAGUUCGUUCUUGUAUCUAAGCUAGAAAAAGUUAUUGCAAAAAAAGGCUCACGUCAGGUCCAUAAAGUUGCAUAUAGGAACUCUCAUGAGCAUAUUUUAGUUGCACUAACAAUCUCAGCCACUGGCUUAUACAUUUCUCCUUUAGUUAUCUAUAAAGUAAGUGUUUACGCAAUUUCUGGUUUGCUACAAAGUGCAUCUCCUAAAGCAGUAAUGGGUUUUACAGAUAUUAGCAAAGUAGUAACAAAAUACACCUUCGCAAAACUUUUUGGACCAGCUUUCAUUGAGACUUAUGCACUGUCUGCUAUUUGUAAUGCUUUUAAAGCUACAGAAAUAUGGCUGUUUAACCUCAAGACCAUUAGUCCCAAUCAUUUAAACCCCUCACUAGCAACAGAACAAUUUGAUAUUGUACCUUUUCCUAGCCAGUCUUCAAAACUGUUAAUAUUAGAAAAUAAGAUGCUUAAAAAUGAAAUUGAAUCACUAAAAGUUCAACUUACAGCAACCCAAAAAGAAUUAGGAACCUAUAAAAGUCCUGGAACAAGUUUUUUAUACUCAGUUUUCAAGUACAUCCCUUAUGUUCUGCAAGCUGGACCUUUGGAUACUUCUUCAAUAAACCAACAAGAGCCUGGUCCUUUUCCUAAAAAAAGAACGAUGCUUCCAUUUGCAUAA